AUGACGCCCAAGAAGCUUACCAUUCCGAGUCCAGACUGUGAUCAUGAAAAAGGCACAAUAUCUCCCCUUCCAGAGAAUGUCGAACUCGGUCAACUGGGCUACACGGAAGAGCUGCGUCGGAAUCGCUCAGUUCUUACGCUUCUCUUCCAGACCCUUGCAAUGGCAGCAAUUCCCUAUGGUGAGGGCACACCCCUCCUCUCGGCAAUCUAUGGUGGCGGUCAACUCUCCAUCUUUGUAGGCUGGAUAGUUGUCUGUCUACUCGAUCAAUGCAUAGCUCUCUCGCUAGCAGAGCUCGCAUCCCGCUAUCCUACCUCCGCAGGACCAUACUACUGGACAUUCCAAAUAUCCCGCGGGAAUAAAGCCACCAUCUCCUUCAUCAAUGCCUGGAUCUGGCUCAUAGGCAAUUGGACUAUAACCCUCGGUGUAAACUUCGGGUUUGCUUCUAUGCUCUCAGCAACCAUCUCCAACUAUCACCCAGCCUGGUCCGCAAAUAGCUGGCAACUACUAUUAAUCUUCUACGCCAUCUGUCUCGUCUCCCUAGUCAUCUGUAUCUGCGCCAACAAGUACCUCCCCCAAGUCGACACCGCCUGCGCAGCCUGGACAGCUCUAACAAUCCUGGUCAUCCUCAUCGCCGUCUCGGUCAAAUCAGAAACCCGCCACUCCCCAGCCUACACCCUAUCACAUUACGACACCACCCUCGCCAACUGGGGCGGCUUCACAUUCUUCAUCGGUCUCCUCCCAGCAGCCUUCACCUUCUCAGCAAUAGGCAUGGUCUCCUCCAUGGCCGAAGAAUGCCCCAACCCAGCCAUCAAAGUCCCUCGCGCCAUAUCCCUCAGCAUCCCAGUAGGCGGCACAGCAGGCCUCUUCUUCAUCAUCCCCCUCUGCGCAACCCUCCCCCCUCUCAAAGACAUCCUCUCCGCCCCAGCAGGCCAACCCCUCCCCUACAUCCUAACCAGAGUAAUGGGUCCAGCCGGCGGCCUGGGCCUCAGCGCCCUCGUCCUUGUCAUAGCCCUCUGCUGCUCAAUCAGCAUAACCGUCGCCGCCUCACGGACUACAUGGGCCGUAGCACGAGACGAUGCAAUUCCCCUCGCUCGCCUGUGGGCCCAGGUCUCCGACCGCUGGGGCGUGCCCGUCUGGUCUCUGAUCCUGGUCACGGGUAUCCAAAUGCUGCUCGGAUUAAUUAAUCUAGGAAGUUCAAGUGCGUUUACGGCUUUCGUUUCGGUGGGUGUUAUGGCCCUGGCGGCUGCUUAUGCUAUUCCUAUCUUUUUGAGUCUAUGGUAUGGAAGGGAAGAGGUGAGUCGGGCGCCUUGGAAUUGUGGAAUGGUCAUUGGGAGGAUUGUGAAUGGUAUUGCGCUCGCUUGGAUUGCUUUCGAGUUGGUGCUGUUUAGUAUGCCGACUGCUUUGCCGGUUACGGCUGUUUCGAUGAAUUAUGCCUCUGUGGUUUUUGUGGGGUUUAUGGCUAUUUCAGCCUUUUGGUUUGCGGUUUAUGCGAGGAAAUCUUACAAGGGGCCACCGGAGUCAGAUGCGCUUAAUUGA
Messenger RNA from Penicillium salamii, 1536 nucleotides. NCBI's taxonomy places the organism in Eukaryota, Fungi, Ascomycota, Eurotiomycetes, Eurotiales, Aspergillaceae. The record is from the annotation of a GenBank genome assembly.